AUGAGUUGGCGCCACAAGUGGCCCAGAACGCCCCGCGAGAGCCACCACGACUCAGCGGCCCGCGAAUCGUCUUUUCAAAACUCCGUCUUGGUCAGAGAAUGGCCUGCAGCCGCCCCAGGAUUUGACCCCGGUCCAAAUUUUGGCGCGCAACGAACCGGACCGUUCAAGGUUAUCGAGACCUACCCCAACGUGUGUCGCCUCGCCCUCCCCACGCGCUGGAGGAUCCAUCCAGUUAUCUCCAUCGAACACUUGCAGCCUCACCCUCGUGAGCAGGAUCCUUUCAACCGCGACACAGCGUUCGAGCCACCGGAACAGACCGACAACGCCAACCACUAG
Molecule: messenger RNA, 336 nt
Organism: Penicillium subrubescens
Lineage: Eukaryota; Fungi; Ascomycota; Eurotiomycetes; Eurotiales; Aspergillaceae
Exons: 2
Coding region: 1-336 (111 amino acids)
Source: RefSeq, a predicted model, not a curated record